AUGUCAACGGAAACUUGUAAUUAUCGGGAAUCAAUUAGGAAUCAAGACGAAGACGGCGAUGGAAACAACGAUGAAGACGUAUAUGAAGAGGAACUGGAAUUAGAAAGCCAAGAAAAUGACAACGAUAAUGGCGACGAAGACGGAGGCCACAACAACGACAAAGCUGGAGUCGAAGGAAACGAAAAAGACAGAGGUGAAGGAAACGACAAACAUGGAGGUGAAACUAAAAGAAAAGAUGGCGAUAAAAAUGAAAGCAAAGUUGGCGGUGAUCGAAGCAGAAAAGACGGAGGCAAAAGGAACAGCAAAGACAAAGAUGGCGGUGAAAACAACAACAGCGACGGCGGCAGAAACAACGACCACGAGUGA
Molecule: messenger RNA, 366 nt
Organism: Drosophila bipectinata
Lineage: Eukaryota; Metazoa; Arthropoda; Insecta; Diptera; Drosophilidae
Source: RefSeq, a predicted model, not a curated record